AGGUGAUCGUCGCUAAGCGAAGGCCGUCCUCUGAGCUCUGUGUGUGUGUGUGGGUGAGAGAGAGAGUCUAUCAGCUGAGGGCCCGUCGUCAGAGGAGAGAGGAAAAGGAAGCGUUAGCCGAGCACUGCCCGGGCUUCAUUAUCCCCUUUCCUUCUCCCGGUUCGUCUCGCAUCCCCACCGUCCAGUUCGCUCGUCGGCCACGAUGGCGCUCAGCGAUGCCGACGUCCAGAAGCAGAUCAAACACAUGAUGGCCUUCAUUGAGCAGGAAGCCAAUGAAAAGGCAGAAGAAAUAGAUGCAAAGGCAGAAGAAGAAUUCAAUAUUGAAAAGGGUCGUCUUGUACAAACCCAAAGAUUAAAAAUCAUGGAAUAUUAUGAAAAGAAAGAAAAACAAAUUGAACAGCAGAAGAAAAUUCAAAUGUCCAACCUGAUGAACCAGGCGAGAUUGAAGGUGCUCAAAGCAAGAGAUGAUCUAAUUUCCGAACUGUUACAUGAAGCCAGACAGAGACUGGGUAAGGUGGCAAAGGAUCCUAUCAGAUAUGGAGCACUGUUGGAUGGACUGAUACUGCAGGGAUUGUUUCAGCUGCUUGAGCCUCUGGUGAUAAUUCGUUGUCGCAAGCAAGACCAUUCAUUGGUUAAGGCUGCCGUCAACAAGGUUAUUCCUGUUUAUAAGAGUAGCACAAGGAAAGAAAUUGAUGUUCGUGUAGAUCAGGAAACCGUCCUACCCGAAGAUGUUGCUGGGGGUAUCGAGAUGUAUAAUUCUAAUGGAAAAAUCAAGGUUGCCAAUACCUUGGAGAGUAGAUUGGAACUUAUUGCACAGCAGAUGAUGCCAGAAAUCCGAGUGGCUUUGUUUGGUGCCAACCAGAAUAGGAAGUUCAUGGAUUAAUUGAUAUCCACUCUACACCUAGUGCUGUUUCAGUCACAGAGAACAUAAUAAGAUGUAAAAGUUAUAAACCUAUAUUUAAAAAAAAUCUAUUGUAUUUGUUCUUCUGUGAUGUUAUGUCUGAAGUGUUUGAAGUAGCUUGACUUGGUAGUUCUCAUCAGGUUUGAUGAUGUUUGCUGUAUAUCUUGACUAUGGGAAAUUACCAGAAGGCAUCUGGAAAUCAUUUGAGUUGAAUAACCUCAGAUUAUGAGUCACAACAUCAACUGUUUUUUUUUAUUUAAAAGGCUGUUUUUAUCAUAUGUGAACAUUUUUCAGUUAUAUUGUUUUGUCUCCGUCUUUACCAUCCGCAUUGAAAUUGCAUCAGGUAGACUUUCUUCAGAGUAUAAAAGAAUAGUGAAUUUUCAUACAUUGUUUCCAGUGUUGCUGAUAAUUCAAUUUCAUCCACUAUUUAAUCAAAUUAAAAUGGAGACCUUCAUUUUGGCUGCUGUAUAUGUAUAUAUGGUUCCAAAAUAAAUAUCUACUAUCAUUGG
Molecule: messenger RNA, 1410 nt
Organism: Callorhinchus milii (elephant shark)
Lineage: Eukaryota; Metazoa; Chordata; Chondrichthyes; Chimaeriformes; Callorhinchidae
Gene: atp6v1e1b
Product: ATPase H+ transporting V1 subunit E1b
Biological process (GO): proton transmembrane transport
Cellular component (GO): proton-transporting two-sector ATPase complex, catalytic domain
Molecular function (GO): proton-transporting ATPase activity, rotational mechanism
Source: RefSeq, marked provisional